GAUGUGCGGAUAGCUCUACAGAGCCGCCCGCCCCUUACAGAAGCUGCGGACGAUGUUAAAUUGCAGGCAGUGCAAUUUUCCCCGAACGUGUUAAUAGCAAAUGCUUGGCUGCUUUAUAUAGGGCGCUAUAUUACGUGGUAUGUUUUUACUCUUUUGCCUUUAAAUGGUGAUUUCAAAUCUGCCGUGGACCCCGCGUAUUGAGUUAAAUUAUUUCUACGUUACAUUAUUUGCAUGCUUUUAUUUUGUACGUGCAAAGCUGCAAUGUAAAUCUGCUCAUGGUUGCCGUGGACUGAGCCACCUUAGAUAACGAGGGAUUAAUACAAUCCCAGCCACCCACUCUUUCUCUCUCUCACUCUCCCACUCUCUCUAUUUGCAGCUCUCCCUGGUAGAAGGGAAAGCGACAACAAGAGAGAGAGAGACGUGAGGGAGGCAGGCAGCCUUAGCGGCAGGCGAAAGAGGCAGGACAGAGAGACAGAGACCAAAGGCGAGGAGAGAGAGAGAGGGAGUGGAGGAGAAAGACGCGACGUUGGCGAGACGGACGUGGAACGAGGAUGGAGAAACGAGCGACCGUCCGUGCUGCCGAUGGGGACGGCGCGGCGAGAACAAAGAGCGAUCCGGGGGGAGGAGCGGCCGCUCAAUGCAAACACUCGGCACCGAAGAGUCGGGUCACCAAGACGGGGCGCAAAGCCACCCGGCAGACGGCGGCCGCAGAGUCGGGCCAGACGGCGAAGUCCUUCUCGUCCCAAGCCAAGGCAGCAAUGUUCCAGUGCCACAAGAAGACCGGAGGAGCAUCGUCCCCUGCGGGACAGGCGCCCGGAGGAGCGCCCACCCGAGCCACUGCGGCGUCGGCGUCGUCCCAUGCGGCGUCGUCCCACACGGCGCUCUUCCACCUGCCCAGCUUCUCCCGGGGCAGCGGCUCGCACGGCCCCUCGCGCAAAGCCACGGUCCCGGUCCCGGCCGCGGCGACCACCACGCCCGCAGCAGCCGGCGCGCACAGGUCUGGCCCGGCGCUUAAAGUGGCGUGGAAAAGCGGCUCGCACGGCAGGGAGCAUGGCGGCAAGGAGGGCAGCACGACCCCCACACAGACGGCCACAUCCCAUCAGCAUUCGAUGAAGACGCCGGGCUACCUGUCGAACCCCGCCGGGCGUGAGGAGCUCAAGCGCGUGCUGGAGAAAGCGGCACAGAGGCUGGAGAGAAAGACAAUGCUGUCUGCAUUUGGUGAAGUGUCAUCAUUGAAGUCAAACACUGGGCUGUCCUCGGGCACCAAGGAGGGUCUGGCGUCACACGCUCUGGAGAGAAAGGACGCGGACGCCGAGGACAAGGAGAACGUCGCCCUGGAGGCCGACACAGACACCAGCUCGGUGUUCGACGGUGAAACCGAGGAGGAGGAGGACGAGGACGAUGAGGGAACUUUGGCGAACACGGGGCGGCGCGACUCGCUGGCGCUCAAAAUCCGCAACCGUCCAUCGGCGCGCGAGCUGGAGGACAAGAACAUCCUGCCGCGGCAGACGGAGCAGGAGCGCCAGGAAAAGAGGCGCAGCAUUGGCCACAAGCUCGUCAGGAGGCUGAGUCUGAGGCCCACAGCCGAGGAGCUGGAGCAGAGAAACAUCCUACGGCAGAAGAACGAAGCUGAGGAGCGAGACGAGGAGAAGAAAGAAAUCAAGCGCAGGCUCUCGAGGAAACUCAGCGAGAGACCCACGGUGGAGGAGCUGCGCGAGAAGAGGAUCCUCAUUCGAUUCAACGACUACGUGGAGGUGGCCGCAGCUCAGGACUACGACCGGAGGGCGGACAAGCCGUGGACUCGACUCUCUUCGGCUGACAAGGCUGCCAUCCGGCGAGAACUCAAUGAGUUCAAGAGCUCGGAGAUGGAGGUGCAUGAGUCAAGCAAGCAGUUUACAAGAUUUCACAAGCAUUGAGUUUCGCUCCGGCGGCCAAGUGCUUCAUCACGCGUCCUUUGGUGAAGCGCACGGCUCGUUCUGCAGUGCAGAAGAGCUGAGGGACAAAAGUGCCGGCGUGAUCCCUACCACUGCAGGGACACGGCAAAGCACAACUCCCCUUGUCGCCAUCAUUCAGGGAUCAUGCCUGCCCUGCGCAGCUACCACUGUGAGCGUGGCAAACGGGUCAUUGGUUUACUACUACUACUACUACGUAGGUUUUUCGCGGUUGUGCAAGUGUUGCCUUCCGAAGUGCUUUCGGGUUGUACCACGUGUUUUGUUCGGCACGUUGUUCUCCGUUUCGCUCCGCGUGCUCCUGCAGAAGCUUCCAGCACACGGAGAGAAACGUCGAACAUUAGGCUGAACAACACGCGGCAAAAUGCAUAAACACAUGGGAGAGGUGAUUGGUUUGACGCUACUUAAAUGUGAAUUCGGUACAGUAGGGUACUUUGAACGUUGGUAUAUUUUAUAUGCAGCUUUCUGUGUACGAUGUGUAUAUUGAUUAAUGUAUACAGUACAUAAGUUAUUAAUUCCUGUAAUUAAAUAAGUGACUGCGCUAAAUAUUACAAAAAAAAUGCGAUUAAACGGCUCGCCCAAUGAUAAGUGUAAAAUAAUGUAUGAAAAAUAAAUGUUAAUCAGCUUGUGUUGCUGCUUCAGCAGAUACAGGUCAUGAAGUAUAAUCCACAAGUGCAAAUGUAUCUCAAGAUAGCAUUGUGAUUGGACCUAUUGCUGCCUGUCCGGUAAUUAAUCACAGGGCUGAAUCAAAGCCUCAUAAGGAAGCAAGUGUCAUUGAACGCAGACUACAAAGUGCUCGGCCAGCGUAUAGCAACAGAUGUUCAACUGAAAUUGGGAUAAAAAAUAAUAAUUCCAUUAAAUUAAUCCACUCUCUGCUAUUAUUUUAUGUAUAUAGAUCGGCAUGCACCUCUUUUGGAGGAUGUUGCCUCAAGAGGAAGUCUUUUUGCUCCGAGCCAGCUGCUAAUGGUGGUGGGGAUGCAUGGCAGCCUCUGCUGGAUUCAGCACAUUUCGAAUGGGUCCUCCAGGUCUGAAUGCAGAUGGAAAACGGCAAUACGAGGAGACACGUGCAGUAAGCACUGGGAAACAAUGAUAUAUCACAAGUGACAUUUUUGUGGAUAUUGGCUCCGCCAAAAAAACUUUUCAAAAAUGAGCCCGCUCCAAUUUUGUUCAAGUGUUCAUGCCGUUCUGUUCCUCUAUGCAAAACGAAAUUUCAAAUGAACGUAACCUCGUGCAAUUUUUGUAUUAAUUUCGGGAAAAAGCCGUUUCUGUUGUACGCACCAUAAUGCUGUCCCAAAGAGAUUACGAUCAUUAAGGCAACAUUGUAUUGUACAGGAUGAUACAAAUUAUAUGAAUUCUAACUUAUAGCAUUGGGUUAUCGGCAGUUGAAGAAGGGACUGAUUAUUUUUGUUAUUAAAGUUACGUUACCAUGGUUAUAAAAAAAAACUUCUGUAGUUAUUUGUUACGCUUCCAGUAAGCACGGUUGGCAACGUACGGUGUGUAAGAAGUUCAACAUAAAUACAUUACAAUAACAUCUGGUGUAUGCAUCUUGUGUGUGCUUGCAUAUAUAGGAGCAGCCUGCAGUGCCAUAUUCUUUACAUUCUUUACAACAAAAUCCGCAUUGCUCUUGCAAAGGAGAUCCAGACUUCCUAUUCUAACCUAUAACCAUUAAAAUUAUUUAUUAUGUAAUGUGUAUAUGCACAUAUCUGACUCGUUACAUUUAUUUACCAUCGAUUCUUGAACGAAUUCCAACAUAUAAGGGGUGCAAUAAUCAUGUAUCGCUUUCUUCAUUCUGAUGGCUUACUAAAAACGUAUUUGGUAUUUGUUUCGUUAAUUUAUCUUUUUUUAAUGAAAAGUACCAAUGCCUAGGUUGUCGUGGCUGUGUUGUGUCGCUUGACCGAUGCUUUUCCGAGUCGAACCGCGUGUUGUUCCGUGCAUUGUCCGACGUUUCGCUCCACGUGCUGAGAACUGAAUAAACUCAGUUCCUCACGCUGAAGAAGCACCCAGCGCAUGGAGUGAAACGUCGGACGUCAUGACGAACAAUACUGAACGUGGCACAACCUGAAAACUCAUCGGAGGGGGGCAAUCAAUGCUGAAGUAACUUGCAACUUACUUCAAAGUCAUGGGAAAUGCGAAAAAGUAUAAAUGCUAUCGUCUAAAUAGUUCCUCAAAAGUUGUCAAUUGAGGCACUCUAAGUUCAACUCACACACCUGGCGUCGCUUCUAAUACAUUCUCACCCAGGUGUCUUCCUUUGAAGUACCGUUCAGUAUACAGCGUGGACUUGAUGUACCGGGCAAAUGUCGUGGUGGGAUUCCCUGCGAAAGGCGUCUUCAAAAUCCACACACCGUUAUUUCAAUGAAGAGCAGAUUCAGCCCCUUCACAGCCUUGUAAUGCACUGGUUCUAACAUUUUAACGUUACUAUCCGUCAAAUGAGAAACGUAGAAAAAAACUACUGGAACCACGAAAAAUUACAAGCCAAUGCGGUAACGUACAAUUCAUCGCUACAGUGGUUGAGUACAAUAGAGCUCUAACCUUGGACUAUCUGGCGCGUUAUGUUCCCGACACAGCUUGGAGAUGCAGCUAACGUCAGCUUUGCUUUUUUUGAGCUGAUAAUUUUUUUUGAGGCACAGUGUGAGGGCCCGUUACAUCGCGUUGUGAUGCACACACACACACCGUCUACAUAAACUAAACCGGUUAUGAAAAGCAGGAGAUAUCAAAGAUGGGAGAACAGACUUGCUGUCCCAAACCAGAUGAGGUUCUCACCAAAAGGGGAAAGGGUCGUUAAUUUUGAGCUGUUUAAAAAAAUAUAUAUUCUGGAAGUAUAUUUGUACAUAAUAAACGUUUUUGGGUAGUCCCCCCCCCCCCCCCCUUUAAAAAAAUUAUGAGUUUUCUCCAAAAAGAACAACAUUAAAUGCGGGACACGAUAUAUCCGCUCCUAUUUAUUUCGGGGACAAACCCGUGGGGGUUACAGACGCGAAUCACUGAAGCCAUAAUACUGCAGAGACACCCCCAGACUCAUCAUACACAAGCGGAAACUCAACCUCCGGGGUUCUGGGAGGUGGGUGGCCCUGCUCGUUUGACACCUGGCACGGCCUGCUACACCUCCCACUCAGCUCGUCGCAGAGUGUUGCUUGAAAACGGUCAAAACAAGACAAUGAAUUUCUUAACUUUCGAUUUAGAGCUUUCGUGACUGCAGGGAUUCAUAUUCUUGGUAGUUUCGGUAAAGUCACG
Lethenteron reissneri (Far Eastern brook lamprey) is the source of this 5177-nucleotide messenger RNA. Its product is annotated as phosphatase and actin regulator 1-like. Gene Ontology annotation, biological process: actin cytoskeleton organization. The record is from RefSeq and is a predicted model, not a curated record. Lineage: Eukaryota; Metazoa; Chordata; Hyperoartia; Petromyzontiformes; Petromyzontidae. Gene Ontology annotation, molecular function: actin binding.